Penicillium atrosanguineum is the source of this 366-nucleotide messenger RNA. RefSeq lists its product as uncharacterized. Lineage: Eukaryota; Fungi; Ascomycota; Eurotiomycetes; Eurotiales; Aspergillaceae. The record is from RefSeq and is a predicted model, not a curated record. The transcript has a single exon. Bases 1 to 366 code for a protein of 121 amino acids.
AUGAUCUCACAGGCGGUCCAGGCGGCUCAACCCGGUGCUACAGCAGUCGCGGAUGGGUCUGAGGGUCUUCCAUUGCCCCCACUUCUGCCCUUGGAGACACUAGAAGAGAAAGGCGGAUGGCUGGAGGCGGCCGCCUGCAGACCCAGUCGGUCAUUCGCCGUCGUGGAGCGGACCUUCUGGAAGUUGACGAGGUCAACAGGAGGUGAACAACAGGUCAACAGGCUCUCUAGCCGAGCUUUCUCUUCCUGGACUGCAUCCAACCAGCCGGAAGCCAUCAAUCUGCUGCAGCUGCAGGCUCGUGGUGUCACCAGAACAGACUUCAACGACCGCCGUUCCGCGAAAGAGCAUGCUGAUCCCCGUCGCUGA